GUUCCAGCAGAUAGCACACGCUUUCGAUUUCUUGUCAACUCUGGUGCUCAUUCGAUAAACCUCUGCCAGACAUUCCACAUUCGCCGAGAAAAUAUCGUCAUGUUAAACUCACGGUUUACCUGGUAUUUGGUACUGCUCGUUUCCGUUCAUCUGUUCGUCAACGUGCAAAAUAGCGAUGCCGCCGAAGAGCACCAGAGUGGUCACCGUGUUGUCCGCCAACUCAAUUCCCGCACCAGGUUAUUACUCGGAGCAGCAGGAUUGGCUGCCUUGGCUGGAUCAGUUGGUCUAGUCACUGGCUUGGUUAUUGGUAAUCGCCAUAGCCGACAGCACGAUGGUUUCCGCGUAAAACGAUCCGAACUGGGAUUCGAAAUUGACGAAGCCAUGGUUCUCGAAGUCGCCGCCAUGGACGAGUCCGGCUGUGGCGCUCGCCUUCUCUGUGAAUUACAUCAAGAAGAACCUAGUCAAUUAAAUGGAACAAUCUCACGCAGACUCGUUCAGAUUUUUGACGGCCAACAAGCACCCAACUUUGAUCAGCUGCGGACAGAGCCGAAAGCAGCUUUUCAAUACGCUGCCUUUGUUGGGGCCAAGUCAGCCAAGAAUUUGAAAAUUUGUGCCCACGUCUUCGAUCACUGCCCUUUCAGCGCCAAAAUCAUUCUUGAAGUCCUGAACAUCAAAUCCGCGGGAUUCGUCCCUGGACAAAGAGAAACAGCGGCAACAGAAGAAAAUGAUUAGAAUAUUUAUUGACAUCUAACUUAAAUAUCAUAUCAAUCGGAUUUAUCGUGCUAUCAUCAGUAUUAAUCAUAUCAUAACGUUCUCUAGUGCACUGAAUGUAUCGCAAUACGCUUAAGUUAAUAGAAGCCAUGCUCAUAAAUAAAA
Messenger RNA from Daphnia carinata, 876 nucleotides. RefSeq lists its product as uncharacterized. The transcript is spliced from 2 exons. The record is from RefSeq and is a predicted model, not a curated record. The coding region runs from base 100 to 732 and encodes 210 amino acids. Lineage: Eukaryota; Metazoa; Arthropoda; Branchiopoda; Diplostraca; Daphniidae.